CAUUUCUCCGCUUCCUUGCUGCAGCCAGCAGACGGCGAGGUGUGCGUGGAGCGUGGACGUAAAGCGAAACCCCGGCUGUGUGUGUGUGUGUGUGUAUGUGUGUGUGCGUGCGUGCGUGCGUACGGGCGGCGCUCACAGAUGAUUAAUUAGUAAAAUGUGGCUCCCGGUCACUGGACGCCACAUCUCAUCCACACUUCGGGGGUCUGCGGAGGACAGAGGCGCAGGUGAAGGACAUGAAGACGUCCAGAUGCAAUAGGCUGCAGCGCGUCUGAGGCGGCCCCGUGCGUCCUGCGAAACCGAGCUUCAAUUGGUGGAGCCAGAAAAGGAGCCGCGGCCUUGCCCACUGCAGGAGGGUUUGGAUGAAAGCGACGGACAAGGGCAGCCUGCGCAUUUCAGCUACCAAGAGCCACGCAGCCCCCCUCCACCCAUCGCCGUGCAGCAUGACAGACCUCCCGCACUCUGCGCACCGACCCCGCGGCACGCACCGCCGCGCUUGAAGGGAUUGCACUGCUUUUCCAAGCCCCUUGCGGGAAUUUGACACCCAGUAAUAUUCCGCCUAUCUGGUAGCUGACCACAGCUGCAACAGCGAGAAAUCACCCACCCCCUACCCCAAAGAGCCCCCGCGCAGUGGCCUCGGACGGAGCAAACGGGGGAAAUGCCGUCCGAGAUGGAGACGGAGAGGGUCGCCCCGGAGCAGGAGGGAGAGGCAGAGCCCCCCCUGCACAGCGUCCAUGGAACCCACAGGAUCAGACCGUCUUCUUACAGGGCCCUGCGCAGCGCCGUGUCCACUCUGGCGCGACUGGACGACUUCAGCUGCGAGAGAAUUGGAGCGGGAUUCUUCUCCGAGGUGUUCAAGGUGCAACAUCGUGUCACAGGGCAGGUAAUGGCUCUGAAGAUGAACAUCCUGGCCAGUAACAGAGCCAACAUGCUCAGGGAGGUCCAGCUGAUGAACAGAUUAUCACACCCUAACAUACUCAGGUUUAUUGGAGUGUGCGUCCAUGAGGGGCAGCUACACGCUCUGACAGAGUACAUCAACGGGGGGAACUUAGAGCAGCUGUUGGACAGUGAGGUGUACCUGUCGUGGAGUGUGCGGCUCAGUCUGGCUCUGGACAUCGCACGAGGACUCAAGUACCUGCACAGCAAGGGCAUCUUCCACAGGGACCUCACUUCAAAGAACUGCCUGGUGCGCUGGGAGGGCGACGUGUGCUCAGCUGUGGUUGGAGACUUUGGCCUUGCAGAGAAAAUUCCAGAUUACAGCGAGGACGACGUCCAGGAGCCUCUUGCUGUUGUCGGCUCCCCGUACUGGAUGGCUCCAGAGGUGCUCAGAGGAGAAAUUUAUAACGAGAAGGUCGACGUGUUUGCAUACGGCAUCAUCCUGUGUGAGAUUAUUGCGAGGAUACAGGCCGAUCCUGACAUCCUGCCACGUACUGAGGACUUUGGUCUGGAUGUGGAGGCCUUUCAGCGCAUGGUGGAAGACUGCCCCCUUGACUUCCUGGAGAUGGCAAUUUCAUGCUGUAAUAUGAAUGCAGAACUCCGUCCAUCUUUUGCCCAAAUCGUAGCAGAGCUAGAAAAGAUACAAGCUGAGAGGGCGCAGAGGCAUGAACCUCCUGUUAAAAUCAUGUCUCUAGCUAUCGAUUACAAUCGGAGGAGGUCUCUUCACUUUUUCCCGGAUUCCCACCUCUCGCGCAGCAAAUCGGACAUGCUGCAUAAUUUAGACACAUUCCCGUCUGUUACCCAGGCACCCCCCGCCCGGGUAAACCCCUUUUCUCAGCGGGAGGACCUUAAAGGAGGCAAAAUCAAGCUUUUCGACACUCCCAGCAAGUCCGUCAUCUCCCUGACCUUCACGCUGCCCCCUCCACCGUACUGUGAUGACAUACCAGCGUCUGAUGCGGAUGAAACUGAGAAGUCGCGGGGGCACAGGCGCUGCCACUCGCUCCCCUGCACACCUCCUCCACACCUCACGUCAGCACCGAACUCCGUCCUCACAGAUGAGCUGACGUUUGAGACUGACAGUUUAAAAGACUCAAGCAUGGGGGACGUUUCAAGAGAGGAGGGGAGGAGUCGGGCUGGAGGAGAUUCAGGUCUUCCAUUCUCUCUGGAUCCACCAUCACUCAACCUGCUGGACGCGAAGCAGGAAAGGGGGGAGGAGCCUAUGGAUUGCAGCAGCUCACCGGACACACAGGAUUCAUCGUCUCCUUACACCAAACAGCCUCCCCCUCCCUCUCACUCUUCUACUCCCUUCCAGCCCUCCACUCCUCCCAUCUCAAACGGUUGGGGGUCAGCCAUCUCUAACGGGCCCCCCUGCCUGCCGCCCCUCUCUAGCCUGGACAACCAUAAUGUAGUCGUGAGCCGACCGCUCGGCUGGACCGCUGUUGCCAACUCUCCCAACAACAACGGCUAUCACUCCCCUCCCAGCGACCCUGCCGGUUCCUCCCUCUUUGCUUCCGGCAGCGGACACUCUCUGGACCAGGAGGAGGUGAUCUCCUGUCCCGGGUGCUGCCUGGCUGGCUUUCGCUUCCCCUCCUUGUGCCUAAGAGCCCCCCCACGCAGAAAUCCUUACAAGAACUUGAACGGGGACCGUGCGGCGUCCCGCGGUUUGCUCUGUCCAGGGCCCAAGGGUUUGCCGCCCUCUCCUAUUCCCACAAGCACCACCAACAGCUUGGAGCCGGGGUUCGCCUUGCCAGGGGCAAAGACAUAAACACUUGAUCCCUUCCCUGGAAAUAAAGCAGGUCUUCUUAAAAUUUGCACACGUUUUAAUGCAGCAAUACUCUGCUUUAUUUCCAGACAUUCUAUUUCUGGUCAGGUUUAGGAAAAUAUUGUCCAGAGUUUUGGAAUUGUCUGACCUCUUGCAAAGCUGUGGGACAAGAACAUUGCUGAUGAUGCCCUCUGCUGGACUCAGGGUGUCACAACCUGUAAGAUUUGAUGUGAUUGACUGGCGGAACAGCUCAGAACAUGAACACUCCAGUUUCAAGCUCAGUCAGUCAUACUGUGUACAUUUUGCAGAUUUAAAGACUCCUAUAAUGAUGAGGAGAUGAUGCUGAAAUGAGGAAUGUUAAGCUUAGUAUUAUUACUGUUGCAACCAUUUUUGAUGUUUGGUUCUGCUUCUGGAUGAGCAGGCAGUUUUGCUUUGUCUUUAAUUAUUAAGAGAUGGACGGCACAUUGCAGGUGUGUGUGUGUGUGCGCGUGUGUGUGUAGCUCGAGUGUUUGUGCUGAACAGUUUGUUAAAAAUAUUUUUGUUGCUGUAUGAUCCGUUCUUGUUGCCCGUUUAAGCACUUCAGCCGUAUUACUGUUAAGGAAACUGUUUAUCAUAUUUGGGAAAUGACUGUCAACGGCUUAAGAGAUGUACAGAUUCUUAUUAUUUAAAGACUGCAUUAAAUAAAAAGAUAGAAUGCA
Messenger RNA from Oryzias latipes (Japanese medaka), 3393 nucleotides. It is a transcript of the gene tesk1b, whose product is annotated as testis associated actin remodelling kinase 1b. Gene Ontology annotation, biological process: protein phosphorylation; positive regulation of stress fiber assembly; actin cytoskeleton organization. The record is from RefSeq and is a predicted model, not a curated record. Gene Ontology annotation, molecular function: protein serine/threonine kinase activity; ATP binding. Lineage: Eukaryota; Metazoa; Chordata; Actinopteri; Beloniformes; Adrianichthyidae. Gene Ontology annotation, cellular component: cytoplasm; nucleus.